Molecule: messenger RNA, 1136 nt
Organism: Rhinichthys klamathensis goyatoka
Lineage: Eukaryota; Metazoa; Chordata; Actinopteri; Cypriniformes; Leuciscidae
Product: C-type lectin domain family 10 member A-like
Exons: 5
Coding region: 93-950 (285 amino acids)
Source: RefSeq, a predicted model, not a curated record
UUCUGGUGAGAUAUUAAUCAGUUAGGUUUGACUUGUAGUUCUGGCAGUGGGUUCAUAGGUAAAAAGUUGUAGCCAUCCAAACUGCACUAAGAAUGUCUGGGCUUGGGAAUGAUGGAAUGGAUCAAGGUUCAAUGAUGGAAUCAGAAGAUAGAAUAGAUAAGACAGUUGAUAUCUACAUCACUGCUGAGGCUGUAAGAGACAUUAAACAUAAGAAAGACACGGAGGACUUCGACACCCAAACAGCGAAAACCCAAACACCGCAACACACAGGAAGUGAUUCUGUGAGGAACAGAAGCUCCAGAGUUGCUGCAGUGUGUUUGGUGUUGCUGUGUGUUCUUCUGCUGACUGCAGUCAUAGUGCUGUGUGUCACGUUCACUCAAGAGAGACAACAGUUCAUAUCCAAGAAUGAAAACAUGACCAAUGAGAGAGACCAGCUAAUAUCCAAUAAUGAAAACCUGACCAAUGAGAGAAACCAGCUAAUAUCCAAGAAUGAAAACCUGACCAAUGAGAGAGACCAGCUAAGAAAUAAUCUUCAGAGUUCUGAUGGAUGGACUUACUAUAAAUCCAGUUUUUACUACAUGCCGAAUGAGACGAAGAGCUGGAAUGAGAGCAGAAGAUACUGUACAGAGAGAGGAGCAGAUCUGAUCAUCAUAAACAACAGAGAAGAACAAGAUUUUGUUAAGAACAUGACUGGUAAAGCUAUAGUCUGGAUUGGUCUGACUGACAGUGUUGUGGAGAACACAUGGAAAUGGGUUGAUGGAAGCACACUGACCUCUGGCUUCUGGGGGUCUGGAGAGCCUAAUGGAGGUACAAGAGAGAACUGUGUCCUGACUGUGGCUGUACCUAAAUUGCCAGAGUGGCCUAAUUUAGUAGGGUGGCUUGAUGAUGCAUGUACUAAACCUUUUAAAUGGAUCUGUGAGAAGAGUAUUUCACAACUCAUACUGCCAUAAGAACAUCACACACUUUUUUUUGAUGCAAGUUUAACUGUACAAAACUUCUGUAAUAAUUGAUUAUCAUCUAAAGCAGUGUUUCUCAGCCUUGUUCCUGGAGGACUGAUUUAUAUAAAUGACUGGAAUGACGUCAUAAAAAUUGAAGCCAUAGAAUAUCGUGCAAAAGUUCAUGUAUUUCAGUGAUUC